AUGACAAAACAAUGUAUCUGUCAACUUUGUACAUGCGGUAAACAUCGUUGCCCACAUCGUCCAUAUGGUAUUGUUGGUAAAAGUGAUCAACCAUGUGCUGUAACUGAAUAUAAAUCAGAAUUCGUUCCACGUGAAGGUGGUGGUAUACGAGAAUCAUUUAAACCUGAUUAUACAGUACAAACAAAUACUGCACCUUUGGAUGAUGAAACAACACAUAAACAUGAUUAUAUCAAACAUCCAGUUGAUAAAGCACGUUCAUAUAAGCCUGAAGAAGUUUAUGUAAAACGUGGUGAUUUUGAUGCUUUAACAAGUUAUAAUAAGGAAUAUACACCUAAAGGUGGUGAGCGAGCAAAAUUAAUUAAACAUGAAUCACAAAAAGUCGUUUCAGCUCCAUUUGAAGGUGAUCCAACAUAUAAAGCUGAUUAUCGUAAAUGGGAACCUGCUCGAACUGAAGCAAUUCGACAUGAUGGUGGAUAUAUUGCAUCAGCAGAUCCAUUUAAAGGUGAAAGUACGUAUUCAACAGAUUAUUUAAAACAUCAAGGAGCUGCACGUCAAGCUAUACGACCUGAUAAUGCUCCAAUGCAAUCGCAAGAACCAUUCGAUGAUCGUACUGGUUAUCGAGCAGAUUAUGUUCGUCAUCCUCAACAGGAACGUUUUCAACGUGUUAGAGAAGAAUAUGCACCAAAUAAAGCAAGUUUAGAUUCAUUAACAACAAAUAAAAAAGAUUUUACACCAAAACAAGCCGAUCGAACACGUUCAAUGAAACCAGAUCAACAAGGUUAUCAAUCAAAUGCUCGUUUUGAAGAUUCAACAACAAAUAAAACUGAUUUUAAACGAUGGGAAGUUCAACCAAUUCAGACACAUAAACCAGAUGAAUAUCGACAAAAACCAGGUGAUAUGGAUUUAAAUACAAUGUAUAAUUCAGAAUUUACACCAAAACCAUUGGCUAAAGUCCAAGCUAUUAGACCGGUUGAACGACGUGCAAAUGAUGCCAAAUUUGAUGCAGGUACAACUUAUGGUGGUGAUUUUCGUAAAUGGCCUGGUGAACGAACAGCAGCUAUACGAGCACAAUCUGGUUAUGCACCACCAAAUGCACCUUUUGAAGGAAUGUCAACAUAUAAAGGUCAUUAUAUUCCUCAUCCUGGUGGUCCACAACCAUCCUUUAAACCAAGUGGUGUUGCUUAUCAAUCAUCAGCACCUUUUGAUGAUGCGACUAUGUACAGAACAGAAUAUACACACAAAGAGGUCGAACCAUGCCCAGCUGCACUUCUUGAUUCACCAAGAAGUAAUAUGGUUCUUCAUCAUCAAGAAGCAACUGGUCAUAAAUUUUAUCAUUCACAACAAGAAGCAGCUAUCGCAAACUAUCAACAACAAGUUACAGCUUAA
Adineta steineri is the source of this 1386-nucleotide messenger RNA. NCBI's taxonomy places the organism in Eukaryota, Metazoa, Rotifera, Eurotatoria, Adinetida, Adinetidae. The record is from the annotation of a GenBank genome assembly.